GGCCAUUUCUUUUUGCCUGGGGUACUGGCAGUUUAAGGCCUGACCCCCGACUCAGUUUCGAUACAAGUUCUUAGGGCCAGAUCCCACUGGCAAGGAUGAUUGGAAUUCGCGCGGCGAACCUGAGCGGAGACUGUCACUUCAACCGGGAGCUGUUGCGCGGGCAUCUGAACAUCCGCGGGCAACAUCAGAUCUGCGUCAGAAGACGAGCAGAGUUGUCGGUGAAAAUGAAUCCGUACUGCGCUCAGAAAGCCAAGGAAGCGGUGGAUGCCGCUUGGAACACAUGUAUAAAGGACACAGCACCAUUUGAUAGGGUACCGUAGUAGGAAUGUCAGGUCUGGCCUGUAGAAUAUGUAUUAUGAACCUGGACCCCCGUCAGGUCUAGGUUACCCGCGGUCUGAGUUCUUCUAAGGGUGCAGCAGGUAGGUUCGGUCUAGGAAGGCGGGACGGAUGGGCGGUUAACGGAGGAGGCCCCAAUUUUCGGAAAAAGCCCUUUUUGAUCCAACAUGGCACCCCUACAGAGAAUCGAUAGUGGUGGGACGUCAUCAGGAGUGAUCAGAGUGGAAUGUGGGACGGUACUUCUGAGCUCGCGGAGGAUCUCACAAGGGCAGCUUUUUGUGGUAGGUUAGGGCUUCUUCGCUCCGCUACUCACCAAAUGAGCAAAACGAGAACGAAUCUUGCAGCAGAACAUGGAAAGAUGCACUGACAUAAUUUUUGUCUUGUGUGCGUGUGGCGAGUAGUGGAGUGAGGGCCUUUCUCUCGGUUGUUUUUUUCGUCAUCCAGUUAAAUUACCAGUGCAAGAGCGAGGUGCGCCGGCUAG
Chara braunii is the source of this 817-nucleotide messenger RNA. The record is from the annotation of a GenBank genome assembly. Lineage: Eukaryota; Viridiplantae; Streptophyta; Charophyceae; Charales; Characeae.